This is a messenger RNA of Anarrhichthys ocellatus (wolf-eel), 2793 nucleotides long. Its product is annotated as alpha-N-acetylglucosaminidase-like. The coding region runs from base 285 to 2540 and encodes 751 amino acids. NCBI's taxonomy places the organism in Eukaryota, Metazoa, Chordata, Actinopteri, Perciformes, Anarhichadidae. The transcript is spliced from 6 exons. The record is from RefSeq and is a predicted model, not a curated record.
ACAUGAUCACAUGGCAUCAAGCCUGUACCUGAAAUCAGGCCACUUCUGUAAUAUUUCUAUCACGUGACAGACUGGUCACAUGACAAACAGUGGCUUCUCAGAGGAAUUUGUUUUAUGGGAACUGCCUCCUCUGAUUGGCCGUGAGUUAUAAUCGAGGCUGCACACUCUCUCUGAUUGGCCAGCAGAAGCAGCGCUUCCUGGUUCUAUGCAAAUGAGGAAAUAGAGUUGCUUUUAAACCUGCGCUACGGUGGGAAACUCUGGCUUCACUUGACCGGGGGUUCAAAAUGUCACCUAGUAGCAGCUGUGCUCCGGUCCUGGUCGUCGUGUUCUGUCUUUUUGUAACUGCCUUUUGUAAAUUCCCCUCGUUGGACCACAUCAAACCGAAAGCCAGCGACGAGGCGCAGGGCAGAGCGGUGGUGGAGCUGCUGAAGCGCCUGCUCGGGACCAGGUCCACGGAGUUCAUCGUGUCGGUCAACAGCAGCCUUUCCAACGACAGCCUGGAUGUGUGUGAGCUCAGGUCCACUAAAGACAACAAGAUAGUCGCUACGGGCAGCACCGGAGUGGCCGUGGCUUCCGGCAUUUACAACUAUCUGAAAUAUUUCUGCAACUGUCAUGUUUCCUGGUCCGGUGACCAGCUGGAUAUGCCUCGUCCUCUGCCAAAGCUCACCGGCGUCCUGCGCAUCAACACCCCGCAUAGAUUCCGGUAUUACCAGAACGUCUGCACUUUUAGCUAUUCCUCUGUGUGGUGGGACUGGCCGAGAUGGGAGAGAGAGAUCGACUGGAUGGCACUCAAUGGAAUCAAUCUGCCGCUGGCUUUCACUGGCCAGGAAGCCCUGUGGCAAGAGGUUUACCAAGCUCUUGGGUUGAACCACACAGAGAUUGAAGAGUUCUUCUCGGGCGCGGCAUUUCUGGCCUGGAACCGUAUGGGAAACCUUUUCAGGUUCGGUGGGCCUCUGCCACAGUCCUGGCAUGUGAACCAGCUCUACCUCCAAUUUAAAAUCUUACAGCGCAUGAGAUCCUUUGGCAUGGUUCCUGUGCUGCCAGCCUUCUCUGGCAACAUUCCCAAGGGAAUCCUCAGGCUGUAUCCAGAAGCCAAUGUAACCAGAUUGAGGCCCUGGGCUCAAUUCAACUGCAGCUACUCGUGCUCCUACAUCUUAGACCCUCGCGACCCACUUUUCCUCCGGAUCGGUUCCCUUUAUCUGUCUCAGGUGGUCAAGCAGUUUGGUACAGAUCACAUCUACAACACUGACACCUUCAAUGAGAUGAGUCCACCCUCCUCUGACCCCACCUACCUGUCUGCAGUCAGUCGCUCUGUCUUUGCCUCAAUGACUGCAGUUGAUCCUCAGGCAAUUUGGCUGAUGCAAGGCUGGCUGUUCUUCAGUGACGCAGCGUUCUGGAAGCCGGCUCAGAUUCAGGCCCUGCUACACGGAGUGCCCCUCGGAAGGAUGAUCGUGCUGGACCUGUUUGCAGAGACCGAGCCAAUUUUCUCUUACACCAAGUCUUUCUACGGACAGCCCUUCAUCUGGUGCAUGCUGCAAAACUUUGGGGGCAACAGUGGAUUCUUUGGCACAGUGGAGAGCAUCAAUUCAGGGCCCUUCAAAGCCUUACACUUCCCAAACUCCACUCUGGUGGGCAUAGGCAUGACGCCGGAGGGCAUCGAGCAGAAUCCUGUGAUGUUCGAAUUGAUGAGUGAGCUGGCGUGGCGCAAGGAGCCCGUCAACUUGUCCAAGUGGGUGUCGCUGUAUGCAAUACGCCGCUACGGCAGCACACAGGAGAACCUGACCGCCGCAUGGAGGCUCCUAUUCGCCAGCGUCUACAACUGCACUGUGCCACAUUACCGAAACCACAACCAUAGCCCACUGGUGCACCGGCCCUCUUUUCGCAUGAAUUCUGGUGUCUGGUAUCACCCAUCUGAUUUGUACAAAGCCUGGAAACUGAUUAUGGAGGCAGCUCCAUCUCUCAUGUCCAAGGAGACUUUCCGGUACGACCUUGUGGAUGUGACUCGGCAGGUCCUACAAGUCCUGACGACUUCCUUUUACCAGGAUAUCGUAGAGGCCUUCCAGAAACAAAAGCUGCCAGAGCUGCUGAUUGCAGGCGGGGUGCUGGUCAAUGAUCUCUUGCCUGAACUUAAUCGUUUGCUGAGCAGCGACCGCAACUUCCUGUUGGGGACAUGGCUGGAGCGGGCCCGAUCCUUAGCCCUAGAUGAGAAGGAGGCGCAGCUCUACGACAUGAACGCCAGAAACCAGCUGACCCUAUGGGGUCCCAGUGGUGAGAUUCUGGACUACGCCAGCAAAGAGUGGGGAGGUCUUAUGGAGGACUACUACGCCCAGCGAUGGGGCCUUUUCGUUCACACCCUGGUAGAGUGUCUGGACAGCGGACGACCAUUCAAGCAGGACGCCUUCAACCAGGAGGUUUUCCAGGUAGAAAAGGGAUUCAUUUACAACGGCCGCACGUACCCAGCCAAGCCUCAGGGAGACACGUACGAGAUCGCCCGCAGGAUCUUCCUCAAGUACUACCCACAGGCCUUGAAGACACUAUAGUGAGCAGAGACACCAUUUUGGAGAAAAAAACCUCAAGUCGCAGCAAGAAGAAUGUCGUCCUCCUCCACCUCCAGUUUUCCAUGGCUGUCCCAAAACGUUUUGAUGUAGAAAAUCUAACAGCCUGAAUUUUGCAGGAACAAUCUGUUUUGCACAUGCAGUAAAAUCAGUCUUGGAUAGUUGUGCAUGUUGCAGGAGAAAAAAUGAUUUUCACUUAACAUUCACACUGAUUAAAUUUCCAAUCCAAUGGAAUUCA